Phytophthora nicotianae INRA-310 is the source of this 1688-nucleotide messenger RNA. RefSeq names its product protein disulfide-isomerase domain. The transcript has a single exon. The coding region runs from base 99 to 1565 and encodes 488 amino acids. Gene Ontology annotation, cellular component: Golgi membrane. Gene Ontology annotation, biological process: protein folding. The record is from RefSeq and is a predicted model, not a curated record. NCBI's taxonomy places the organism in Eukaryota, Oomycota, Peronosporomycetes, Peronosporales, Peronosporaceae. Gene Ontology annotation, molecular function: protein disulfide isomerase activity; flavin-dependent sulfhydryl oxidase activity.
AAUAAGCAUGCUUGCCUGUUGACAGUAUCAAAAGGGUCGGAAGCUCCACACGUCAGGCAACAGUGAAGAGAGACGUUGACCCGCACCACACUUCAGCAAUGGUCGUCAAAACUCUGCUUCUAGCAGCGAUGAUUACCGUCGCGACAGCGCGCCAGCCUCGCGACAACAGUCCGCUCUUCACUACGGAGCAAUGCCAAGUCCGCACGCUUAAUAGCGAAGGCCACGCCGCCAUACUCACAGACACGAAAGCUGUGUGGCUCGUGGACUAUUACGCCCCCUGGUGCCCGCACUGUCGCCAGUUUGCUCCGGCGUGGGAGAAGGCCGCAGCUUUCUACGCCGACAAUCCCAAUAUCAACAUCGCGGCUGUGGACUGCACGCAGAACAGUGAUCUGUGCAACAAAGAGGGCAUCAUGGGCUACCCAACCAUCAAGUUGUACCACGUGCCCCCGGAGAGCACGGAACCCGUCAAAAUGCCCCAUAAGAAUCGCAAAAACACAAAUACGGUCAUCGCCUGGGUGGAAGAGCAGAUGGAGGAACACGGCAUGAAGACUAGUGCUGACACGGACGAUAUUGAUGCGCAUAUCGAGAGGAUCAACAACCGCUGUGAGAUGGGCAGCGCCACUAGCUCGGGGAAGGCCUCGAAGACCACCGAACAGCUUAACGACCAGAGCAUCGAGAUGAAGUAUAAGAGGUUACACGAUGCAGGUAUCGCAGCGGUGGCUACCUUCGAGAACGGAUUUUAUGUUGGUACGACAGUGCUGGAAGGCGAAAGAUACGACGCUGCUGUGACGUGGGUGGAGGCACUGGCCAAGUCCUUCCCCAUGGCAGGAAACCGCGCAGCGCUAUCGUUGCUGGCAGAUAUGAUUAAGCAGCAGAACAAAUGGGUACAGAGCGAUUGGGACAAGCUUCUGACCGACUGGAAGAAGAAUGCGACGAGAAUCAGCUUCCCUGUGAACUUGUUUGAAUCGAGCGAGAAGAAGAACUGGACGUACUGCACGACGUAUACGUGCGGCGUGUGGACGCUGUUCCACACGCUUAGUGUGAGAGAUAUCAAGUCAGAAACCGAGUUAAAGCCUAGUGAGAUCAUGGCUGCGAUUCGGCUGUUCGUCAAGUACUUUUUCAGCUGUGAAGAGUGCCAACGACACUUUAUGAUGGCCAACCCAGAAAGCUUGCUCGAGAAGCUGGCAGAAAGCGACGCGGAGGGCCCUCGGGCAGUAGCAAUUUGGAUCUGGAAGAUGCACAACAAAGUCAACAAGGUAUUAAAGUACAACCAGUGGCCAAGUAUGGAAAACUGUCCCAAGUGUUAUGUGAGCGAUGGUGGGCCCCUGGACCUCAACCCCGCAAGGCUGCAUGAAGAGGAGAUCUUGGCCUACCUCACAAGCGUUUUCGGCCAUAAGGACACGGAUCUUUUCUUCCUUGAUGCCGCUUCGAAUGGAAUCUGGGCGGCUGCUGUGUCCAUAAUACAGCGAUACAGCUCUGUGACUAUGGUUGCGGUGGCUGUGCUGUUGAUGCUUCCGUUUAUGCUGCAUUCUAAGAAGACUCCGAAGACCGAAAAGAUCGAGUAACUUACCAUUUCCAUGAUCUUGGUCACCUCAAUACUUUUUACUACAUCAUUAAAUAAAAUAUACGUUAGGUGUCAGGUCAACCUGGUUUGAGGCGUGCAAAUCGUGCAAAAAUGCAUAAUGAAC